AUGCACCGCGGUCUUAUCAUCAGUGUUUGUCAGACCAUGUACAGCAUCGCCAGUCACUUUGAUCCCAAAGGUCUCUUCAUCAACUGGCUGAUGGUUGGUUACGCGACCGUUUACACAAACGCACCCGUCUUCUCGCUUGCAUUUGAUCGGGACGUUGAUGAGCGUCUUGCGAACCUCUAUCCGGAGUUGUACAAAGAGCUCAAGUCCGGAAAGAGUUUGAGCUACCGCUCUUUCUUUGGUUGGGUGAUGAUAUCAGUCUACCAGGGCGCCGUCAUACAAGGCCUUUCGCAGAUUUUGCUGGACACUAUCACAGGGCCACAAUUGAUCAGUCUUUCUUUUACUGCGCUUGUGCUCAAUGAGCUUGGAAUGGUCGCUACUGCAAUCACGACAUGGCACCCUGUCAUGAUUUUCUGCUUGAUUGGUACAUUGCUCAUCUAUGCGGGUAGCGUCCCUUUCUUGGGCGAAUACUUCGACCUCGGGUAUGUCAUUACUCUGGAUUGGUUGUGGCGUGUUGCUGUUGUGCUGGCUGUCUCGCUGGUUCCUGUCUGGGCUGGUAAAAUGAUCAAACAGUCCUGGCACCCACCAAGUUAUAGGAAAGUUCGCGGUUAG
This is a messenger RNA of Penicillium olsonii, 609 nucleotides long. NCBI's taxonomy places the organism in Eukaryota, Fungi, Ascomycota, Eurotiomycetes, Eurotiales, Aspergillaceae. The record is from the annotation of a GenBank genome assembly.